AUGCCGGAAGGAGGAGGCGGACGGUUUCGAGUUCAAUCGGUGGUCAACGAUGGUGGACAAAGAGCCGAGAGAACUGCGUCGCCUGAAGAGGAUCAGACGGUGAAUUCGGCUAACUCGUUAUUGAAUAUUACAGCUAGUGAUAAACAUUUACCUAAAAGUGAGUGAUUUUUUCUGGAUUUGGGAGAGGCUGGUAUUUUUUUUGAAACAUUUUUUUUCUAGAUUUUUCAGUGAAAAUCUUGGACUGAAAUUUCCAACAAUUUGAAUUUUCGGCUGAAAUUUUCUUGAGAAGUUCUAGAGCUUUCAAAAAAUUUUCUGAAAAUUUUUUCUGUACCCUCGAAAAAUUAUAGUGAUGAAAAUGAGUAACAAUUUUUCAUCAUCAUCAGAAAAUUUCUCUGAUUUAUCCAACCAGUUCAAAAAGUGCAGCAGCUUCAUAAAUAAAUUAUGUAUCGAACUUUUUGUGCUCACAGCUCAGCUCAGCUCAAAUUCUCGGCAAUUUCAAUGUUUUUUCACUGGAAAAAACGAGAAAAAGCAAAAAAAUUCCUCAAGAAAACAUGAAUUUUAGAUUAUUGUUCCCGAACGAAUUCCACUAACUUUUUUUUUUCAUUUUGUCAUUCUUGUUUUUGCCUGCCUUCUUCUUCUUCUUUAUUAUUAUUCUUCGCUUUUUUUUCCUUAUUUUUUCACUUGUCAGUCAGCUGCUUUCCUGCUCUUUUUCUUUAUUUUCAUCGAAUUUUUAUAGCUGGAAGAAGAGAACAAUGACUUUUUUCAGAAAAAAAUAAUAAUUACCUUUUUUUUUUGAAAAGGUCACAUUUAUUUAUUUAUUUUUGUGUGUUUAGUUUGUGCCAAAAAGUCAGUCCUUUAUCAAAUAAUAUAAUGGUCGAAGGGGGCGGUUUUUGUUUACUUUUUGACACGUUUCGAAAUGAUGAGCAAUACUUGGGGUUAGGCUUAGAUGUGAUGGGGAAAGUGCAGGAUUUGAGGCGGAAAAAAUCGGUGACGGUAUUUUUAGGGAAACAUUUUCUGAUCUUCUCUGGCUUUGGGAUGAGCUGUUAUUGCCUAUGACUUAGGAUAACUCUUUGACAAUUGAACUUGCUAUGGAAGCUCUCUAGGAGCGGCUACUUGAGAUCUAGGAUCUCUAGAAUUGGCUGCUGUAGCAUUCUGCUCUCUAGGCGCUGAUCCUAGAAAAUUCAAUUUUCUAGGUGCGGCUACUUGACAACUAGGGUUUCUCGGGUUUGAUACUUGCUAUGGAAGCUCUCUAGGAGCGGCUACUUGAGAUCUAGGAUCUCUAGAAUUGCCUACUUUAGCAUUCUGCUCUCUAGGCGCUGAUCCUAGAAAAUUCAAUUUUCUAGGUGCGGCUACUUGACAUUUAGGGUUUUUCGGCUCGGCUACUUGUUAUGGAAGCUCUCUAGGAGCGGCUACUUGAGAUCUAGGAUCUCUAGAAUCGACUGCUUCAGAAUUAUGCUCUCUAGGCGCUGAUCUUAGAAAAUGCAAUUUCCUAGGUGCGGCUACUUGACAUCUAGGGUUUCUCGGGUCGGCUACUUGUUAUGGAAGCUCUCUAGGAGCGGCUACUUGAGAUCUAGGAUCUCUAGAAUCGACUGCUUCAGAACUAUGCUCUCUAGGCGCUGAUCCUAGAAAAUUCAAUUUUCUAGGUGCGGCUACUUGACAUCUAGGGUUUCUCGGGUUGGAUACCUGACAUACAAACGUUCAAGGAACGACCUCUUGCCCAGGAGAAUGUCUAGAUGCUGGUCCUGGAGGAUUAGGUUCUCUAGGCGCUGCUACUUGACAACUAGGCCUCAUAGGCUUGCCUGCUUGCCAUAGAUGCUCUCAAGUCGCGGCUAGUUGAGAACUAGGUUCUCUAGGUGCUGCUACUUGACAACCAGGAUUCAUAGGAUGUUUUGAGCUCAGUUUUGGAUGGUUCUUGAGAUCAGAAGCAGAUGUGGAUUCACAAAUUUAGAACUUGUGAUUUUCAAAUUUCAAAAUUCAAAUCAACUGAAUUCGAAUCCGAAUGUUCUGUACUCAGGAAUUUCGAAAAUUUUCUGAAAAUCUUAUUUUUUUCACACCCAUGAUUUUUGAUGCUAUAAUUUCCAGCUUCAUCUUAUGUAUAUUCUUCCAAAUUUCUUUUGUAUUUAUUCUACAGUAAUCAGUCUUUUUUUUUGAAUACAUAUAUUCAUAACAACAACAAAAACGCUGGCUAAAAAAUGCCAAAUCUCCCGAUUUUCUGUGUUGUUUUUUUGUUCUUUCUAUUAAGACGAAAAAAGACAGCACAACAAAAAAAACACAGAGAGAAAAUACGAAAACAACACAACACGGAGCAGGCCCUUAAUUAUGUCAACAUUUUGAGUGGAAAAUCUAAUUCUGAAAAAAAGGGAUGAAUGCAAUUUCAUUCAGAUGUGGAUAUGUAUGUCAAAGUUUGGACAGAAAAGGGAAAUGAAAAUUUGCAGAAAAGGAACGGAAAAUUAGAAGGUUUUGAUGGAUUUUGAUUCAGACCUGGGAAUUUUUACGUUUACGUUUUUACGUUUUACGAUUUUUACGGAAUUCCCCCGUAAAAUCCAUUUUACGGUUUUACGACUCAAAAAAUCGUAAAAUAAUUCGUUAAAAAAAUCACUAAACAUAGUGAAUUUUGACAGAAUCAAAUUGAAACUUCAAAAAAAAAACACAAAAAGAAAAUUUUGAUUAAAUCCUAAUUAGUGGAUAUAGAGAAUAAUAUUGUUAAAAUUAGGAGUUACGAUAAGUUACCAAAUCCCAAUUUUUUAAGAAGUUCUUGCUUUUUUUCAGUGAAAAUACUGAGUAACAAAAUUUACGAAUUUCGUGAGAUUUUACGGUUUUUAAAACCGUAAAAUUCCCAUUUUACGUUUUACGGUGCCACGUAAAAAUUUCCCAGGUCUCCAAAUUUUGGAGUUAGAUUUGGCUGAUGAGUUUUUGAAAAAGAUCAGGAUUGUGAAGAAUUCUUGAUUUUUCUAGAUCCCACAAGUCGAUCAGCAAAUAUUUUUUGAUCAAAUUCUAGAAAAAGCUCAAAGUUGUUUUGAGCCCGAUAAUUGUGCUCACAUCUUCCUCUAACUCUAAAAGUUCGCAGCGAUUACUUUUUUUUUGUCGACCUCCUAGACAAAUAAUUCAUCGGAACGAACACUGACUAUAAUUAUGUAGAUAUACAAAUUGGAUGAUUUCGCCAAUUAUUUUCCUCAAAUUUCGCCCCUUUUUAUACAAAUAUUCCUUUUCGUAUUCUCUUUUAUGUAUGUGUGUCCCAUUUUUGAUUAAGUGCACUCAGCCCAAUUUUUUUUGGCAGUUGCGUUGCAGUUUUGAUGAGUUUUUGAGGAGAGCGACUAGAAAUUAUUUGAUUUUUUUUUGAGCUCGAUGAAGGAGUUCUAAUGGAAAUGAAUAGAAAGGACUCACAGAUUCUAGAGGGAUCUUUUUUGAUAUCACUUUUGAAAUUAAUGCCAUCGUAGAUCCAUAGAUGCUGUUCCUUGACAAUUUUAUUGUUUAGGCGCGCCUACUUCAGAGCUCGACUCUAUAGGCGCUGAUCCUUGACAACUACGAUUUCUCGGCUCGGCUACUUGCCAUGGAAGCUAUCAAGGAGCUGAUCCUAGAAAAUGCAAUAUUCUAGAUGCGGCUACUUGACAACUAGGAUUUCUCGGCUCGGCUACUUGUUAUGGAAGCUCUCUAGGAGCGGCUACUUGAGAUCUAGGAUCUCUAGAAUCGACUGCUUCAGAAUUAUGCUCUCUAGGCGCUGAUCCUAGAAAAUACUAUUUUCUAGGUGCGGCUACUUGACAACUAGGAUUCAUAGGCUUGCCUGCUUGUCAUACAAGCUUUUAAGGAGCCACUCCUUGCCUAGGAGAAUCUCUAGAUGUGGGUCCUGGAGUAUUAGGUUCGUUAGGCGCUGCUACUUGAGAACUAGGUUCUAUAGGAACAGAUCCUUGACAAUUGAACUUUCUAUAGGCGGCUGCUUGAGAACUGUGAUUUCAAGCCGCAGAUACGUGAAGACUAGGUUUUCUAGGCGCUGCCACUUGACAACCAGGAUUUAUAGGCUUGCCUGCUUGCCAUAGAAGCUAGCAAGGCGUGGCUACUUGACAUCUAGGGUCAAUAGGUGCUGAUCCUUCACAAUUGAACUUUCUAAAGGCGGCUACUUGAGAAUUAUGACCUCUAGGGGUUAAUCCUUGAGGGCUAUGAUUCAUAGGCUUCUUUGCUUGCCAUAGAUGCUCGCAAGGAGUGGCUACUUGAGAUCUAGGCUCUCUAGGUGCUGAUCCUUCACAAUCGAAACUUCUAGGCUUAGAUUGAAACUUCUAGGCUUAAAUCACUGAUAUUUGAAGUUCACAGCUCUUCGAAAUCGAUUUCAUAAAAAGUGUGUGCGCGGAAAAAUUAAUCAACUUUCGAAGCAGGUGUUUUUACUUCGUAUUUCUAUAUUUCCAGCUGAAUUUCAGCCACGGAUUUUAUUUUUCUCUGAAAUCUGAUCUAGAAAAAUAUGUUGCUUCCGUUUCCACAAUAUCUCGUCGCGAAAAAAAUAAUUGGAACUCGUAGUAGGCACAAAAUAACACAUCUAUUGUCAUUUUUUCCUCACUUUUUUUUUGUCACAUUCACAAUAAAAAUGCGAAGAAAAAAAAAGAGAGUAAAUAUUUUUUUUCUGGCGAGAUACAACAACCGUAAUCAAAUUUAUGGAUGGGCCUUUGGAGUUCGAACACUCUUCCUCUUCUUCUUAUUUUUUCGCGUUUUCUCCAGAAGAAGCGAAAAAAAUAAGAAGUAGAAGAGAAAGCUUCUUCUUAUUCAGAAGGAGUGAAAAAUGGGGGCGUGGCUUGCGCACUCGAAAAACUUUUCUCUUCUUCUUCAUCUCUCAAUACUUCUUUCUUCAAUUCCUUACGUAUUCCAUAUUUUUGCUCUAAAUGACUCUAACAAUACCCAAAAUCACAUGUACAGCUCCACCACCAUCAAAUCUAAAAUCGACAGCGAUUCCUCCUGCGGCUUCUGCUCCAACUUCAGCAGCCAAACAAAAAAUUCCACCAAAUAUGCACAUUAAUAUACCACCAGGUAGACUUAGCUCAAGUCCUGAAAUUUAUUUAAAAAAAAAAAAAUUUUAAAAAAUUGUUUGCUGAGCUCUCUGAGCUUUGAGAGAAAAAGCAACACGAAAAAAAAAUAAAUGAAGAAAAUCUGAAGGCAAUUACCAAAAUUAGAGAGGGAGGGAGAGGAAGUGAUGUGCAAAUGUUUUAUUUUUUUUCUGCUUUCAGAUGAAGGUGCCGAACGAAUACCAUUAUGUGAACAACAUUCGCCGUUGGCUCUUUAUGAGGUUCGUUUUUUGGCUUUUGGGGGAAAUUCGGCAGUUUUUUAAUCGGACCAUAGGAAUCGGACCAGGUCCGAUUUUUUGAGAAAAAUUCUGAAUUGGACCCGAAAAAUCGGACCACUUUUUCAAAAUUUCCUGAUUUUUGCACCAAAAAGUUGACUUUUUUGAAAAAGUGGUCCGAUUUUUCGGGUCCAAUUCAGAAUUUUUCUCAAAAAAUCGGACCUGGUCCGAUUCAGAAAAUCCUCAAAAUCGGGGCCAAUUCAAAAUUUGCCGGGAAAUUCAUCGUAAAAAUAUUUCUGCUCCUUUUUUUGCAAGCAAAAAAAAAAAUAAUACCAAAAAAAUGUUCCAUAAAUCACCUGGAGCCUGGUCCCAAAGGUCAUGCAAAAAGGUUGAAGAUCCAACCAAUCCCCAAAUUUUUUUUGGCUUAUGAAAAAGAUGCAAAGUAAAAGUAUAAGUGUCGGAUUACAAACAAACACAUGUGACACUCUCUGACAAAAGUGAGAAGAGAUGCUCUUGAAAAAAGAAAACUACCUAGUUAAUAUUUUAUGGGGAUUUGUGGGCGCGGGAAUCUGGGAGAAGUUGAAAUUUUAGGAACAUGAAAGAGAGCUUUGGGAAAAUUCUUUUUGAAAAUAGUUUUGAGAAGCUCGGAAAAAAUUCUAGAAAAUUUGACAAUGGCCCGGAAGCCUCCAGAGGGUUUUUUUAGAAUCCCGUAGAAAAUUUUGGAUGGUCUUACAGUAGUCUAGAUGAUUACUGAAGUUUUGAAAAGUUCGGGAAAAAUUCUAGAAGGUCCAAUAGUAUUCAAGAUGGUCCCUGAAAUUCUAAAAGGCUCGGAGAAUUUCCUAGAUUGCCUAAUGUUCACCUUGGAGGCUUUUAGAUUUCCGAAAAGCCCGGAGAACUUUCUGGGUGGCUUAACGGCCUAAAAGGCUUUUGGAUUCUCUAGAGGCCCGGGAAAAUUCUACAUAGCCUAUGUAAAAGUGGUCUAUGAGGUCCCUGAAUUUUUGAGAAGUUCUAUGAAAUUCCAGGCAGGUCUACAGUAGCCUAGAAGUGUUUUUGAAUUUUUAAGAAGCCCUGAUAAAAUUCAAAUUUGUGGAUAAUUUUGUGAUCCAAAAAUUUGGAAAAUUUCUUGUUAGUUAUGCUAUCUUCAAGUUAUGUUAUUUCAUCCUCCUUUAAAAAUUUUUGAACCAAAAUGUCAUCCAAGAUUCUGUCCAAAACACACUCCAUUUCCCUUUUUUCCAGCAAGAUUAUGACACACAAGGCCAAAAAAUUGGCACAAUGCUCCGGAAGUUGUCGGUGUAUAAUGCGACAGAGGCGACAAGUGCCGAAGCCGAUGAAAAGCCAAAAGCUGUGAGUUUUGAAUGACAAAAUUGUGUGUGCGCAACAAAAAAAAUUGAGUUAUGGAAAUUCCGCAAAAACUUGGAAUUUUGAUGAGAUUGUUGCCAAAAAGAAAUGACGUACAUAGGAGCAAAGAAUAAAAAAAAUGAAAUUUGUUUUGCAGGCGGCUUCAAAAAUGGGCACAAUAAUGGGUGUAUUUUUGCCAUGUCUUCAGAACAUUUUCGGAGUUUUAUUCUUUAUUCGAUUAGCUUGGAUUAUCGGAACCGCCGGUGUUUUAGAAUCGUUUUUUGUUGUAUUAGUUUGUGUUUCUGUGGUAAGAUCUUCAAUAAUUGAAAUCAGAUUACAUAUCGGGAACUUUCAGACAUUUCUAACAUCAAUCUCAUUAUCAGCGAUCGCAACAAAUGGUGUCGUACCAUCGGGUGGUCCCUAUUAUAUGAUCUCACGAAAUUUAGGACCUGAACUUGGCGGCGCUGUUGGUAUCCUGUUCUAUUUGGGAACGACGAUAGCCGCCUCGAUGUAUAUUACUGGAGCUAUCGAGAUUUUGCUGGUGAGUGGGGUUCAGAUCAAAAAAUUUUGGACGCGAAAUUUUAUCAUAGAAAUAUUUGCCACGUGGAUUUUCAGUUCAAUUUCUGAAUUCAAAUUUUUCAUGCCACGUGGAUUUUUUUUAGCGAGUUUCUGAAAUUUGGGAUUUUGAUCAUGAAAAUACUUGCCACGUGGAUUUUCGAUUCAAUUUCUGAACGCAAAUUUCGAUGCCACGUGGAUUUUUGCUUCAAUUUCUGAGCGCAAAUUUUGAUUCCACGUGGAUUUUUUUUGAGAGAAUUUCUGAACGCAAAUUUUGAUCCCACGUGGAUUUUCGGUUUAAAUUUCUGAAUUCGAAUUUUGAUCCCACGUGGAUUUCGGUUCAAUUUCUGAAUUCGAAUUUUGAUGCCACGUGGAUUUUCAGUUCAAUUUCUGAACUCAAAUUGUGAUGCCACGUGGAUUUUUCGGAACAGAAUUCAACUUCGAAAAAAAAACCUUAUUUUUAAAUUACAAAAAAUCACAGACAAUCAGGAUUUUCCUAAAAGUACCUAGAAAAUUACCAAAAAAGUUUCCAGCUGUACAUCUACCCACAAGCAAAAAUCUUCGACAACAUGUACAACAACUAUCGACUACUCGGCACAUUCCUAUUGCUCAUCUUAGGUCUAAUCGUAAUGGCCGGUGUCAAAUUCGUCAAUCGAUUUGCUCUUCCCCUCGUUCUCGUUGUUAUUUUCUGUAUUAUUUCAUCAAUUAUCGGUGUUUUUGUUCGUUGGGACGGUUCAGAUUCGCUCAAAUUCUGUAUGGUUGGUGAUCGACCCGUGGAUUUGACAUCGUAUUAUGAGAAAACCAAAAUUGUUCCGAAUUGCACAGCUCAAGGAUUGGAGCCACUGUUUUGUGCAGCAAAUGGAACUUGUGACUCUUAUUUUGCAAUGGUAAGUUCUAUUCUAUUUUUGUGAGAUUUUUUAAAUUCAUUUUUUAGCAACAAAAAAUCAAGCCGAUCCCAGGCUCCCAAGGAAUUCGCGAAGAACGAGCCAUCAAAGGAAUCUCAUCCGGUGUGAUUUGGGAUAACUUAUGGUCGAAAUAUUUGCAACCCGGAAGAGUUUUGACGAAAAAUAAGAGUAGUAAAGGCGAAACAUCGACAAGUCCCUAUUAUAUUUAUGCCGAAGCUGCUACGAGUUUCAUGAUUUUGAUUGGAGUCUUCUUCCCAUCCGCUACUGGAAUUAUGGCCGGAUCAAAUCGAUCUGGAAAUCUGAGAGAUGCGGCGAAAUCGAUUCCGCUGGGAACGCUGGCUGCGCAGAAUUUUUCGUCGGUGAUUUGUGAGUUUUUUUGGAUUUUUUUAAAUUUAUCAAAACGUGAAAUUUAAAUUUUGAAAAAAAAAUUUUCAAAAAAAAAUUUUUUUCAAAAAAAAAAAAAAAAUUUUCAAAAAAAAAAAAUUUUUUUUUUAAAUUUAAAAUUUUUUAGUCUAGAAUUUUCAGCUUUGUUAAUGAUCUAGAACAAUUUUAUUCUGCAAUCGGAUUUUUUUUGAAAAUACAAAAAAAAUUUUGUCCAGAAUUUUUCAAUUUAAAGGCGGGCAGACAGCUAUUCCGGUUGACGGAGACCACCCACGAAGCCUCUGACUUUAACCGGGCUAAACUUGAACCGAACAAAAGAUAGAGUGAAAAAAUGAAACUUCAAAUCUACCUGUGCAAAAGUGCGUCGCGAUGUUUGCACACACACAAAUCCGCUGGGCGUGGUGGCAAUUUAAAAUUUUGAAAACACAAGAUUUUCUCAACUCGUAUUAACUUUCAUGAUUUCGGAAUUUUUUCACUGGUUCGUUUCAUAAUAAACUAUUUUUGACACUAAGCUUCGAGGAAAACCGGAAUAAUUGUCUAACUGCCUUUAAAAAUCCAAUCAAGAUUCAAAAUCCAGCUCUGACUCUCCAAAAUUCUCCAGAUCUACUCGGUGUCGUUCUCUUCGGCGCCUCAGUUUCCGAAAUGUUCAUCCGAGACAAAUACGGCCGAUCAGCGAUGGGAAAACUCAUCAUCUCCGAAAUCUCCUGGCCAUCUCCAGCUAUCAUCCUAGCCGGUUGUUUUAUGUCAACAGCCGGAGCUGGAAUGCAAUCACUCACUGGUGCUCCAAGACUUCUUCAAGCAAUCGCAGCUGAUGAUGUUUUGCCCUUUUUGAAACCUUUUGGAAAAAUGGAUAAAAGAGGGGAACCGAUUCCUGCGAUUAUUUUGACUUUGAUCAUUUGUGAAUGUGGAAUUUUGAUUGCGGUUAUUGAAAAUAUCACUGCCCUUAUCACACAGUAAGAUUCCAUGAAAAGAUAUUUUCAUAUUUUGAUUUUUUCAGAUUCUUCUUGAUGUGUUACCUCGGUGUAAACGCUGCUUGCGCUCUUCAAUCCCUCCUAAAUUCCCCCGGAUGGCGCCCAGGAUUCCGAUACUUCCACUGGUCGCUCUCUAUGAUCGGAGCAAUUCUUUGUGUCGCUGUCAUGUUCAUUUCCGCCUGGCAUUUUGCUCUGUUUGCGAUUGUGAUUGGUGCAGGCGUCUAUAAAUAUAUCGAAUAUGCUGGAGCUGAAAAAGAAUGGGGAGAUGGAAUUCGUGGUUUGGGAUUGUCAGCGGCUAGAUUUGCGUUGUUGAAUUUAGAUGAUAAACCGCAGCAUUCAAGAAAUUGGAGACCUCAAUUAUUGGUUUUAGCACCAGAUUGUGAUUCACAAAAUACACAGGGUCUUCUCUCCUUCGUCAGUCAACUCAAAGCAGGAAAAGUGAGUUAGAAUUUUAACUAAGAUAAGAUAAUUUCUGAACCCAAAAUUUUCCAGGGAUUGACAUUGGUUGCACAUUGCAUCGAAGGCGAAUACUCAUCCGAAUCACAUCUUCAAGCUCAAGCAUCACAAGAAAAACUGAAAUCGUUGAUCAAGAAAAAUCGGAUAAAAGGAUUCUGCGAUGUUUUGGUGACACCAAAUGUGUCCGAAGGAAUUUCUUGUCUGAUUCAGGUGAUUGAUCCUGUAUGUCUGCUUGCUUUUUCACACUAACUUUUGUGGUUUUAACGGCUUUUGCACUUGUGUUUUUGUCCGCUUUGCACUUAUUUUGGGCAAAUAAUGAAUGGGACCCUAAAUGGGACCCCACUGGAAUUUUAUACAGAAAGGGAUAAAAAGUUGAAGCCUAAGCCUAAGCCUAAAAUUCGACCUAAGCCUGAGCCUGAAAUACGACCUAAGCCUGAGCCUAAAAUCCUAACUAAGCCUAAGCCUAAAACUCUAACUAAUCCUAAGCCUGAAAUCCUAACUAAGCCUAAGCCGAAAAGCCUAACUAAGCCUAAGCCUAAGCGUAAAACCCUAACUAAGCCUAAGCCUGAAACCCUAACUAAGCCUAAGCCUGAAAUCCUUACAAAGACCUAAAACCCUGACUAAGCCUAAGCCUAAGCCUAAAAGCCUCACAAAGACCUAAAACCCUAACUAAGCCUAAGCCUGACAUCCUAACUAAGCCUAAGCCUAAAACCCUAACUAAGCCUAAGCCUGAAAUCCUAACUAAGCCUAAGCCUAACUAAGCCUAAGCGUGAAACCCUAACUAAGCCUAAGCCUAAAAGCCUAACUAAGCCUAACCCCAGUGCUGAGGAUACGUCUAAGUUUAAGCACAUUACAUGUGGUCCCAUUCUGAAAAAAAUUUCAAUAGGGUCCCUUUUUUUGCGGGGUCCCAUUCAGACAAUUCAAAAAAAUGCUGUGGUCCCAUUUUAUUAUUUUGGGGUCCCAUUCAUCACGACGAUUUUGAAAAACACCGGGGUCCCAUUCAGUCAUUCGGGGUCCCAUUUGGGGUCCCAUUCAUUAUUUACCCUUUUUUUGGGUACGAUUCGGAAUUUUUUUUUUCAAAAAUGAUUCAAGUCCAAAAAUCGAACACUUGUCUUUUUGUCCGCUUUUUACAAAAAUUUUUUGCACAAUUAUUUAUUGUUGGGGAACCCGGUAAGAAAUCGAAAAUUUUUGCAAAAAAAUCAAUAAUUUUUCAUAACUUUCAUCGAUUUCUCCACACCGAUUUUCCCUGAUGUUUCCCCUCCUCAACUCUCAAGUUUCUUCAGACUUCUGGCCUCGGUGGAAUGCGUCACAACACAGUGCUCCUCGCUUGGCCCGACGAGUGGACAGCCGAAAAUCAAUGGGCCGUUGCCAACAAAUUCGUCACCGCAAUUCGCACAAUUUCCGCCGCCAAAUGCGCGAUUAUGGUGCCUAAAUAUGCCGAGAAGUUCCCGCAGAACGGCACAAAGAUCAGUGGAACAAUCGAUGUUUGGUGGGUGGUGCACGAUGGUGGAUUAUUGAUGUUGUUGCCGUUUUUGUUGAGACAACACAAAACUUGGAAAAAUACGACUGUUAGGCUUUUUGCUAUUGCUCAGAUGGAGGUAAGAUUGAAUUUUAAACGAUAAUUUUUUCCCAAUAAAAUUUUCAAAUUUCAGGAUAACAAUGUUCAAAUGAAAAGUGAUUUGGAAAAAUUCCUAUAUCACUUGAGAAUCGAUGCAGCUGUAAAUGUGAUUGAAAUGACCGAUUCUGAUAUAUCAGAUUAUACAUACGAGAGAACUAUGAAAAUGGAAGAGCGAACAAAAUUAUUGAGCAAUUUGAAUAAAGCGGAUCGUGAAAAGGAUAUUCAAAAUCAUUUGGAAGUUGUGACAAGAGAACGGAAAUUGAGUAAAAUCAAUGAGGAAGCGGUGAGUUUUGAAUAUUUUUUUUGAACAAUAGUAAACGUGGCUUGUCCCGUCACGUCAAUAAAACGAAGAAUUAAUAGUGGAAUUGAGUAUUACCACUUCAAAAGUGAAUCAAAGAACACGGUUAUUUUUCAAGGAAACGUUUAAUUACCUUGUGUUUUAUAACAAUAACGAUGGCAAUCAGACCUGGGAAAUGUUUUACGUGGCACCGUAAAACGUAAAAUGGGAAUUUUACGGUUUAAAAAACCGUAAAAUCCCGUGAAAUUCGUAAAAUUUUGUUACUCAAUCUUUUCACUGAAAAAAAGCAAAAACUUCUUAAAAAAUUGGGAUUUGGUAACUUAUCGUAACUCCUAAUUUUAACAAUAUUAUUCUCUAUAUCCACUAAUUAGGAUUUAAUCAAAAUUUUCUUUUUGUGUUUUUUUUUCGAAGUUUCAAUUUGAUUCUAUCAAAAUUCACUAUAUUUAGUGAUUUUUUAACGAACUAUUUUACGAUUUUUUGAGCCGUAAAACCGUAAAAUGGAUUUUACGGGGGAAUUCCGUAAGAACCGUAAAACGUAAAAAACGUAAACGUAAAAAUUCCCAGGUCUGAUGGCAAUCAAUUAAACUACUCGAGGGAUUCCCCUCAACCCGAAUUACGGGUUAUUACACGAGCAAAACGUAGAUUCUACGCUCAAGCAAACGCAAUUUCAAAAAUACUUUUCGAAACGCGCUCAAAACACGCACAAGCACACCAAACGCGCCAGCUCCCCUCAGCAAGGCGCGUUUGGCGACGUUUGAAUUUUGUUUUCAGCCUCAAAUCAUUCCCGAACAACGCAACCUUGACAUAGUUAACGAGGAAGAAGAUGAUGUGAAAUCGGACAAAGUUGAGCAUCGUGGCGUCCGCUUUUCCGACGAUGAAAAAGAGCCGCCAAAAUCGGUGAAUGGAACGCUGGAACGAGCUGAUCGAGAGGAGCGAAAACGCAAACGACAAUAUAAUGUACAUAAAAUGCAUACCGCUGUUAAAUUGAACGAAUUGAUGAGGAGUAAAUCGAGCGAUGCGCAAUUGGUGUUUGUGAAUUUGCCUGGACCGCCGGAAGUUGAUUCCGAUUCUUAUUGUGAGUUUGGAUUUAAAUUUAAAUUAAAAAAAAACACUUUUUAAAAAAUUUUAGACAUGGAAUUCAUUGAUGCGCUCACUGAAAGUCUUGAACGUGUUGUUUUGGUUCGUGGAACUGGCUCAGAAGUUGUCACAAUUUACUCAUAA
Caenorhabditis angaria is the source of this 13003-nucleotide messenger RNA. NCBI's taxonomy places the organism in Eukaryota, Metazoa, Nematoda, Chromadorea, Rhabditida, Rhabditidae. The record is from the annotation of a GenBank genome assembly.